Messenger RNA from Ilex paraguariensis (yerba mate), 480 nucleotides. NCBI's taxonomy places the organism in Eukaryota, Viridiplantae, Streptophyta, Magnoliopsida, Aquifoliales, Aquifoliaceae. The record is from the annotation of a GenBank genome assembly.
AUGGGGUGUGGUGCUAGACAAUCUGGAGAUCUAGGUUCCUCUGAUGACGCCCUCGAUGGGAUACUUGGUUUUGGGAAAUCAAAUUCAUCCAUGAUUUCACAGCUAGCUUCAUCUGGAAAAGUGAAAAAGAUGUUUGCACAUUGUUUAGAUGGUGCAAAUGGUGGUGGUAUUUUUGCAAUGGGGCAUGUUGUUCAGCCGAAAGUUAACUCAACGCCAUUGGUUCCAAACCAGCCACAUUACAAUGUCAACAUGACGGCAGUUGAAGUUGGUCUUGAUUUUCUGCAUCUUCCAACAGAUCUGUUCACGGCUGGAGACAAGAAAGGGACAAUAAUUGACAGUGGUACAACCUUGGCUUAUCUUCCAGAAGUGAUUUAUGAUCCAUUAGUGAAGAAGAUACUUGAUUGGCAGUCUGAUUUGAAGUUACAUACCCUUCACGACCAGUAUACAUGCUUUGAAUACUCUGGCAGGUACGGUGCUUAA